Molecule: messenger RNA, 931 nt
Organism: Scheffersomyces stipitis CBS 6054
Lineage: Eukaryota; Fungi; Ascomycota; Pichiomycetes; Serinales; Debaryomycetaceae
Exons: 1
Coding region: 15-860 (281 amino acids)
Source: RefSeq, a predicted model, not a curated record
CUUAGAAGACCAGGAUGGCCAGACAACCAUACAAGAGACAGAAGGUUGCCGUUUUGGAGACCGGAGCACCUCCUUUAAUUCCACCCACGAAAUAUGAACCAGCACCUGCAUCUUUGAGAAACUUUCCAUCUUCUAUAGUCAAUGGAGUUACUGCCGAGGGUGGUUUGUUUUCGUUGACUUUCAAGUCUGUCACAUGUGCCACAUUGGUGGAAAACUAUGAUUUGAUGCGUAGGGCUAUUUUCCCCCCUGAAAAAGUCGAGCUUUCCCGCAUAAUCGACCAUAAGGUAGAUUACAAAGAUAUCUUGAACAAUUUAAAAACUGAAGUUGAGGCAGAGAAGGUCAUGACGGAUACCGAUGUUACCCCAGUAGAUGAGUUGCAGAGACAAUUACAGGUCAUAUUGGAAAAUGACCUGAAUUUAUCUGAAUUUGGUGAAAAGUUGAAGCAAGAGUAUGAGGCUAGAAACCCCACCAAAGUACUUGCUUUCAGUGACAAAGAAUAUACUAGCUUGACUUUGGAAAUUCCUGAGGUUAAGGUUGAUAGUAUUGAUGACGUCAAGAACCCACAUCUCAUUAGUCAAUCAGAAAAGGAAGAACCACAGCCAGGAACUGAAAAAGUUCCAAUAGAACUGAUACCACAAAAGGAAACGCAACCAGUAGAAAUAGUGGCUAAAGCCGACUCAGCAACUGAGCCAAUAGUGCUGGCAGUAACUGAAACAGUAUUUGAAACAGCAACAGGAUCUUUAGGUGCGGAAGCAGUUUCAACAGAAGCUCAACUAGUAGCUCAAGAGACUCAAGCUGUGUCAGAAGCUGUAGGGAAUCCAACAACAGAGCCAGAAGCAGUUCAAACUCUUCAUUUUUGAUUUUCUUCUAGUUUUACUUCAUAUUAAGUCAUAUGUAUAUUACGACCUUGUACAAUAAAAAUUUUAUUUUC